AACAGGAACAGAAAGUGAAGAGUUGUCAAGACGUCUGGGUGAGGGGGACCAGAGCAGAGAAGAAGCCGGAUGCCAAAACAGAACCAGCAGAAGUUUCAACAGCUGACUGGAUUAGACAGAGGGAGACUUGACCUGCCGCUGCUAAAAAAAGGCCUAAAGGGCACACCCAAACUGAACUGGAUUAAACUAAACCAAGAGGCAAGGGGCAAAAGGACAGAACAGGACUCUGGAGGACAGAGCACGAAAAAUGUCAGUGGAAUGCCAAGCGACAUAAACAAACUUGGCUCUAUUGAGGCUUUGGGUUUUUUCCUCCUGCGUCAAGAUAAGAAUCAUCAUAAAAGAGUGAUUUCAAAGAAAAUCCUUCCAUAAACAAAGGAGCUUUUGGUCUUGUGGAUUUGUUUAAAAUGUGCUCUGGCCUUGUGACUGCCCAAUGGACAUCUUAAGGAAGGAUGCAUAUUUCAUGUUCUUGGUGUUUCCGUUUAACAUAAACAAUGCAAGCCUGGGCACAUGUAUGAAUCACACCCGUAUCACAAAGAGCUGUGACUCGGGGCAAACUAUCACAACUCAGAUCGUCUUAAGUCGGAAACAUGAGCACAUUUAAGAGUUUCAUUCAGAAUUGAGUUAAAUGGUGUUUGACAUGACAGCUUUUGGACCCGGUGGAUUUGUUGUAAGUGCUAAACACUGGGAUGGACUGAAAAAUAUAGACAUUGUGAGUUGUUAAAGCUAAAACCGCAAGAGCUUUUAACUUAAAUUAAUAACAUUUCUUAAUUAUUUUGGUGUCAAACACAGUCUACUUUGCAUAUUUACAGUCCUAUAAACUUCACAACUGUGAGAGGGAUUUAUAUAAACUUCACCACUGCCAGACAGACUCAAUUAAACAGAGUCACAGUUUCAUAUCCUAGAGCCAUGGAUGGGAAAGUAGACAGCAUCCAGGAAUUUUUCAACCAGCUCUGGAGCUUUGCUACAGACAAACACAACCAGGGGGUCUAUAACACAGUCUGCCUGGUGGUCCUUUUAACUCUUCCCCUGCUGGUCCUCCUCACCACUGUGGUAGUGUGCUGCCACUGCUGCUGCUGUCGCCAUGCCAACGGCUGCUGUUGCUGCUGCUGUGGAGACUCCAUGGCAACCGCAAGGUCAGAAACGAAAAAGAAAAAAAAUUCGUCCAAUACCGAAGACUUGUGGAUCUCUGUCAAGACGGGGCCGAUGACGCCUGAUCGGGUCGCCCUGGCCAUGGUCUGAGAAUUUAUUUGUAACAGGUCGCUGAUCUUAGACCAGCUGACUCAGAAGAAGUGAUAGACAGAGCAAUUUUGGACUUAAAAAGGAGGCUAAAAUAGGCUGAGAAUAAGGGAAGGACACGUAUGCACAUAUCUGGUUGAUAUAUGUUAACAGUGUACAGAUUUCAUUUUGUAUUCAUAGUGUUGUAUAAGUUUUAUGACAAUGUUUACAACAUUUUGUAUGAUGUAUUAAGUGCACGGUACAUACAGGAAGAUAUAUGCUGACA
Molecule: messenger RNA, 1501 nt
Organism: Sphaeramia orbicularis (orbiculate cardinalfish)
Lineage: Eukaryota; Metazoa; Chordata; Actinopteri; Kurtiformes; Apogonidae
Product: KIAA0040 ortholog
Exons: 2
Coding region: 907-1239 (110 amino acids)
Source: RefSeq, a predicted model, not a curated record